Myxocyprinus asiaticus (Chinese sucker) is the source of this 2632-nucleotide messenger RNA. RefSeq names its product NADPH oxidase organizer 1-like. Gene Ontology annotation, biological process: superoxide anion generation. Gene Ontology annotation, molecular function: superoxide-generating NADPH oxidase activator activity; protein binding; phosphatidylinositol binding. Lineage: Eukaryota; Metazoa; Chordata; Actinopteri; Cypriniformes; Catostomidae. Bases 65 to 1552 code for a protein of 495 amino acids. The record is from RefSeq and is a predicted model, not a curated record. The transcript has 8 exons.
CUGGAUGCUGAGCGAGAACAAGGAAAAAAGCGAUUCAUUGUUCUGAUCUCUUUCUUUAGAAGCCAUGUCAGCUAUGAGUGAUCUGCGCUUCCCUGUCGAUGUCCGACUUAUCGGCGUGAUGAGGAAAGAAAAGAGCAAAAUGUACAUUACAUCCGUGUUAUGGUCUGACCAGAGCGAGAUGAUAGUGUACAGGUCUCUCCAGGACUUCAAGAGGCUUCAUAGGCAGCUGAAAAAGAAAUUUCCUGUGGAAAAACCAUUUGGUAAAGAGGAUAGAGUGCUCCCCCAUUUUGGAGCCCGAAACACAAAGAGAACCUUUCCGCUGAAGGGUCUGGUCAAGUCUGUGCAUCGAUUGAACGGUCUGGAGAAGUAUUGUUGCAGUCUGUUGCAGUGUAACUCUGCUGUAUCACAUUCCACAGCUGUUAUUCAGUUCUUCCUGCCAAAUGAGCAAGAGCUUCAGAAAGAGUUUACCCAAAACAGUGUAAUGAUUCUGCAAUCUGAAAACAUCCCCACUGUCAAUCGAGGAAAUAAAUGUCUGAGCAUUGGCAAUAUGACCCAGCCUUUUGUAUCCAAGACAUAUAGAUGUGUGGCUCCAUAUGAGACUAAGGAUACAAAGUACAAACCCUUUAAGGUUGUUAAGGAGGAAAGACUGAAUGUGCUCAUCAAAGACCAAGCAGGUUGGUGGCUCGUCGAGAAUGAAGAUAAAUGUUUAGCAUGGUUUCCUGCUCCCUACUUGGAGUUAUGUGAUAAGGAAGAAGAUGAGGAUGAUUUCGACUCAGCUAUUGUUGAAAUGCCACUGUACUGUGCCACAAGAGGUUAUACUUCCAAAAAAGAGGAUGAGCUGUCCCUGAGCAUUGGUGCUGUUGUGGAGGUGUUACAGAAGACUAAUAAUGGCUGGUGGCUUGUUAGAUAUAACAGAAAGGCAGGCUAUGUGCCCUCCAUGAUCCUAAAGCCAUACAACAGCCCCACAGUUGGCCUUCAGAAUCUCCAGAGGAAACUUCAUAUUUGUACUAUUUCCACCAACAACUCCUUCAAGCAGGACGCAAACUCCACUGAGCCUCAGGUCCACACACAAUACAGAAUGAAUAGUUUCCUCAAAUCCUGCUCUCUGGAAGUGCUGUCAGAUCCUCAGAGCCAGUACAGUGCUCCAGAGGAUGAAGAGCAUGAGGAGUCUGACAGCCUCAAGAACAGCUUCAGCGAUAAUGCAACCAACUUAAGCUUCAGUUCCUCAGACACUGAAUCUAUGAGCCCAAGCAUGUCCAGCUCAGAUGGAGAAGAGGGCCUGAGACAGCCUGAUAAAGAGCCAGAGUCAGACGGCAACGAAAGUGGUAUUUCCAGAGGCCAGUCCAGCCCCACCAGCUCAGAAAGUGGUGACCCAGUGAAUGCAGCCAGAUACCCCAGGGUACCACAAAGACCGCAAACGCAAGAGAUCCUCAGUCGCUGCACUACCUACACCCGUAAAGCUGCUCUAGCAAACACUGCACGUCUGUUCCCUGAAAGAGCAUGUUUAGUAGAUGGAGGUAGAGCGCAAAAGGGGUGUGAGAGAGUUCACUGAAAAAGAAAGUAUGGUUGCAUAAUAAUGACACACUAAAUAAUUUUUUCACUUCAUAACUUCUGCAUAACCUCUACUGUUCUUUUUCUACAUGAUUCACUGUAAUCUCUUUGUAUUGUCUCUUGUAGUCCUUUGUGCAGAUGUAUCAAUCAAAUAAUAAAUAGCUUGAUUAAAGAAAGGCAGUUAAAGGAAUAUUCCGUGUUCAAUACAAGCUAAGCUCAAUCGACAGCAUUUGUGGCAUAUUAUUGAUUACCACAAAAAUUCAUUUUGACUCGUCCUUCUUUUUCUUUAAAAAAAUGCCAAAUCCUGGGUUACAGUUAGGCACUUACAAUGGAUGUGAAUGGUACCAGUCUGUAAACGUCAAAAUUACUCACUGUUUUAAAAAGUACAGACACGAGACAUAAACUACAGUAUAUGUGUGUUAACAUGAUUUUAGUGUGAUAAAAUCGCUCACUAACCUUUUACAGCUAGUUACAAACAAAUUUACCACUUCGGUGCCAUCAUGUAAUGUGAACAAACCCUAAAACGACUGUAAAAUUGACAAUUUAAACAACUUUAUAGCUCAAAUAAUACACAAGUUUUAUCAGAAGAAUUCAUGUAAGUGCUUUUAUAAAAUAAUAAGCUUCACAUUACUGCCUUUAAACCCUCCAAAUAUUGUCAUCAUUCACUUCCUCACUGUAAACUUGAUUUUUGAAAGAAAAGGAGGAAUGAAUCAAAAUGAUUUUUUUAUUUCUUUGUGGUAAUCAACAUUAUGCCACAAAUGCUGUCGAUUGGCCUUAACUUGUAUUGAACCUGGAAUUUUAAUUGAAUGUAUGUAUUUAACAGAUUUGAAUUAAGUACCAUGGCUUCAGUUUUAUUUUUUUCACCAAGUUUAUAUUCAGUCGUCUUUUUGCAUGUUCUGAAGUGAAUUGUUUUCCAUACUGGAAAGUUUUAUUUGACCUUUUUCUUAUAAGCCUGUACACGUUUCAGUAAAUAUUUCUUACUGCACCCAUUUUUAAUGCUUCUGUUCUCAUGUAAUUAAAGCAUUAACUUGCCAUGAAAUAUAUAUUGUAGACAAUAUAAAACUUGUUGUUGAUAAAAUAA